AUGGCUAGGAAGUGCUCCCACUGUGGCAACUACGGCCACAACUCCAGGACCUGCGGUUUAGGACACAGAGAAAUCAUGCUCUGCGAAGCUGGCGACAAUGGCGGCGCCCACAGCGGCGGCGGCAGCGGCCUAAGGCUGUUCGGAGUGCAGGUCCGUAUCGGCGGCGGCGGUGGUGGCGCAGGCUCCGCGUCCAUAAAGAAGAGCUACAGCAUGGACUGCCUGCAGCUCGCGGCUCCAGCUGGAUGUUCCCUCGUCUCGCCGUCGUCGUCCUCCUCCUCGUCGCUGCUGCUGUCGAUUUACGAGGGCUUGGAGAGGGGGGCGACCAAUGGGUACCUGUCUGAUGGACCUCAUGGCAGAGUUGUGCAGGAGAGGAAGAAAGGAGUUCCAUGGAGCGAGGAGGAGCACAGGCAGUUCCUUGCCGGCCUGGAGAAGCUGGGCAAGGGCGACUGGCGAGGCAUCUCCAGGAACUAUGUGACGACGAGGACCCCCACGCAGGUCGCCAGCCAUGCGCAGAAGUUCUUCCUCAGGCAGAGCAGCAUGGGGAAGAAGAAGCGCCGCUCCAGCCUCUUUGACAUGGUGCCGAUUUGCGAGAACAGUGCUAGCAUUUCCGAUCCGCUGAGCAGCGAAGGGGCCUCGACCCCUCUGUCGCUCAACGUUUCACGCCAUGGCACCGCCUCCGACUCCGAGAGGGCGGCCUUGGACCUGAACUCGACGGAGGAAGGCGGCGACAUCAGGGCUGACGCGUUAUCGGCAUCAGGUGCAGGGACCAGACCGUUCCCGGCAGCGGCAGCGGCAGCUCAGACGGAGCUGCUGCAGCCUUCGUCGCAUGGCCAUGGGUGCGGCCACCACUGCUCUCCGUUGGACCUGGAGCUGGGCAUGUCCCUCCCCGCCCCAUCCGUCGGAACAUGA
Molecule: messenger RNA, 909 nt
Organism: Miscanthus lutarioriparius
Lineage: Eukaryota; Viridiplantae; Streptophyta; Magnoliopsida; Poales; Poaceae
Source: the annotation of a GenBank genome assembly